This is a messenger RNA of Hydractinia symbiolongicarpus, 690 nucleotides long. RefSeq lists its product as uncharacterized. NCBI's taxonomy places the organism in Eukaryota, Metazoa, Cnidaria, Hydrozoa, Anthoathecata, Hydractiniidae. The record is from RefSeq and is a predicted model, not a curated record. The transcript is spliced from 3 exons. The coding region runs from base 135 to 464 and encodes 109 amino acids.
AUACUCCAGAUUCGUAGUCCGCGGCACAUAAAUUUCAAGUUGAACAAAUUUUUUUUAGCAGUCUCGAUAGAUAGAUAGAUCGAUAGAUAUAAAUAUAUUUUCAACUUUGAAAGAGCAUUGCUAGAACAUCAGCCAUGGAACUAUUGUCAAAUACUUUAAAUAUGAAAAGGCUCGAUAAUGUAGAACUUUUUUCGGAGGCAGCGUUGUUGGCUUACCUCAGUGACAAUGAAUUUGGAAAAGAUGCAUUAAAAUUUACAAGUGGAGUGAAAGUUCUUCACGAAAUAUACAAGCGAUUUACUGAGAAGGAUACAAUUAUUGAAGCUCUCAGAGGUGACACUAUUCAAAAAAUUGCAGCAUAUGUGAAAAAGAAUCCAAGAGCAAGCAGUGAUGAACAGGCCAAAGUGAUUAAGAAACAUUUAGAUGAUUUUGCUGUAAAAGUCGCUCUUAUAACUGGCGAAUGUUAAUAUUCUUCCACCUGUGUUUUUUGGCCUACCUUCCGAUCAAGUUGUUAAGCAGACUAAAUUGCUAUUGUCUUGCUUUAUUUUGAAGCGCUGCACAUGACGGUGCAUAGUGACAUAAUUCAAACGCAAGUUUAGCGUAAUAAUUUCUUUUGUAUAUAUUAAUAAUAUUUUUGUUUAUAUUAAAGUUGUUUGUGUAUUUAAAUACAUUCUAUGGUAUACUCGACUCAAA